Messenger RNA from Poecile atricapillus (Black-capped chickadee), 1051 nucleotides. RefSeq names its product ADP-sugar pyrophosphatase-like. The transcript is spliced from 10 exons. Gene Ontology annotation, biological process: nucleoside phosphate metabolic process; ribose phosphate metabolic process. Gene Ontology annotation, molecular function: ADP-ribose diphosphatase activity. Bases 138 to 800 code for a protein of 220 amino acids. The record is from RefSeq and is a predicted model, not a curated record. Gene Ontology annotation, cellular component: nucleus. Lineage: Eukaryota; Metazoa; Chordata; Aves; Passeriformes; Paridae.
GCCCCGCCCCCGCCGCCUCAGCGCUGCCCGGUGCCGGCCCCGCUCGGCGGCCGCGCCCCGGAGCGUCCCGCACGCUGCCUUCGCUCUGCCCUGCCCCGAGCCAAGGAAUAGAGGGGAAAAACCUGACAUUCCUGAAAAUGGCAGCUGAGACAUCCACAGAAGUUGCAAAAACAGCUAAACAAUUCGUCCUUAAGGAAGAGGUAAUCGUAGAAAGACAAUGGUUGAAGCUUGCAGAAACAACUUACACUGAUCCAUUUGGGAAAACCAGAACUUGGGAAACUGUAAAGCGUACUGGCAACAAAAAGGGAGUUACAGCUGAUGGUGUAGCAGUGAUAGCAGUGCUACAGAGAACCCUGCACUAUGACUGCGUUGUCCUGGUGAAACAGUUCAGGCCCCCAAUCAAUGGCUACUGCUUGGAAUUUCCUGCAGGCCUCAUUGAGGAGAACGAGUCAGCAGAAAAUGCUGCUCUUCGAGAGCUGAAGGAAGAAACUGGGUACAAGGGGGAAGUCAUUGAAUGUACUCCAGCUCUGUGCUUGGACCCAGGAAUGUCAAACAGCACAACACACAUCGUGAGCGUCAUCAUUAAUGGAGAUGAGGCUGAGAACACAAGACCUAAGCAAAACCUUGAUGAUGGAGAAUUUGUGGAAGUUGUUUCACUUCCAAAGAAUGACCUACUGCAAAGAAUUGAUGAACUAGCCGCAGAGGAACAUCUGGCAGUAGAUGCCAGGGUUUAUACUUAUGCUUUGGCUCUGAAGCGUGCAGCAGAAAAACCGCUCCAAGUUCCUUUUAUGAAGUUCUAGAACUGGACAAUGAGGAAUUUAAUUUGAAAUUGCCCAAGUUGGAUGGCUUAGAAGUACAAGUCUUCUUGUAAUCAAGGUCCUUUGCUUUACUUGCAGCAAAAAAAAAAAAGUGUUUGUAGUAAUGAUUCUGGUAUUUUUAUUUGGAAUUAUGUAACUGACAUAAAGCAUUUCUUUGAGCUGCUCUAUCAAGCCUUGACAGAAUAUCAAUAAUAAAAAUACUGUUUGAUUUUCAGAAUGGCUCAUUUCUAACU